This is a messenger RNA of Pocillopora verrucosa, 1432 nucleotides long. The record is from RefSeq and is a predicted model, not a curated record. NCBI's taxonomy places the organism in Eukaryota, Metazoa, Cnidaria, Anthozoa, Scleractinia, Pocilloporidae.
UUUGUUCCCUAACUGCGGAAGCAGAGAGAUGUCUGUUAACAUCUUAAGCUAAAGAGAUGACAUCAAGAGAGAUGUUAGCAAGGAACGACCGCUUCUCCAAAUGGAGACAGUCAUUAGACUACUCGAGACAUCUCUGCACUGUAACUAGGCCUUCAGCAUCACUGGGAGGUAAUUCGAUACAAUCACUCAAUACCGUUGGAGCAGCAAAAUCCUUUGGAAAUACUCACUGUGGCUCAUUAAACGACGGGAAGAAGAGGAAAGGACAGUCGACUAGCUCAGGAAACGACAAAAUUGAUCUGAAGCAAACUCAAGCUUCCAAGCUUCGCGGCAUGCGAAGUGCUCACGACUUUUCACUCAGUCUGCGGCCUCAUACAGGCAGAAAACCACGUCGGAUGCCUUCAUAUGAAGGAGGUGAAGAUGUUUAUGGAGAAGAUGAAGAUGAUGCAAGUUCUUUUUGUAAUUCUGUUUCGUCCAUUGCUUGCAGCAGCAUAUUGGACGUGGAUAAACCGGAAAAAUGGAUCAAGGAUGUUCAUAAGUCAGUUGAUAAACUUACAAAGUUUCGUGCUGUUGAAAAUUGGCUAAAAAAUUUACGCAAACGGUUUUAAGGCUCGGCAUUUCUAUGAGAACACCUUUAUCAGAUAUCGUUUGAAUUUUUUCUAGCAUCAGCUGACGUUUUCCAUGCUCAUCGGAACACUACAAAUUUGGAUUUUUGUUGCAUGCUGGAGAUAGUUUCUUCAAGCAGAAAGUAGAAAUGCAGAAACGGUAUAGUCUCUUUUGGUUUCCAUUAUAUCAUUUCAAAGUUUUCACAGUUUUUUAUUCCUAUUAGCGGAGUUCCAAUUGAAGCGAUUCAAACACGAGUUGAGAAAUAUCUUACUAUAAUAAGCUAACGAUUUUUAUCCAAAGCCAUCAAUUGAUCCAAGUGACACCAGCAAAACCAGGGGGGAGAAAUAAUCUUGCUUUUAAAUCGACUAUUCAUUCAAUACGCUUUUCAUAGAAUAUGUAAAGAAAUUUAAUCAAGACAAACAAUUGGGUAGAGAGCAUUGAUCAGACUUUGACUUUGCUUCUCUUGACUCUUUCAGAGAUCAUUUCGUUUCAUAAAUUGCAUGCAACGCAAGUACUUUAUAAAGACGACAGGAAGCGUCUUGACAAAAAUCCAUAGCUUCGAUAGGAGAGGAUGUCCCCUCUUGGCUUCAAGUAAUGCAAAACUGGUAGUCACAGGAUUCCCUCUGUUUUGAAAUAUAGUUCAGAAAAACUCCCAAAAUUUCAUGCGGCUAUUUGCAUACAUCCUUCAGUUGCACUCUUGUUUCAGUCUAUUAAACUUGGUAAAGAAACGGUUAAUUAAACAAACACGUUCACCCUUUUGAAAAUGCUCAGUCAUUGCUCAGUAGGCCACAGCUAUCACGUGUAAGCCACCACGCUCUGCGUGUCAAUU